CGGACGUCUGGAUCCGUCCCGGACGCGAUGCAAGGAUUAGGGAAACCCUAUGCUGCAGCUGAAAUCCGUGCGGACGUGAGACUAUUUAACUGAUUUCCGCUGCAUCGCCGUCCUCCGCCACCACCGCUUCCGCCUCUACGCCUCUCCGUUACUGCAACAGAUAUUGGUAUCGGGCAGCAUGUCGGACGAGGAGCACCACUUUGAGUCGAAGGCAGACGCAGGGGCUUCCAAGACUUACCCUCAGCAGGCUGGAACUAUCCGUAAGAAUGGGUAUAUCGUCAUUAAGGGGCGUGCAUGCAAGGUUGUAGAGGUUUCAACCUCCAAAACUGGAAAACAUGGUCAUGCAAAAUGCCACUUCGUUGCCAUUGAUAUUUUCAAUGCUAAGAAGCUUGAAGAUAUUGUGCCAUCAUCUCAUAACUGUGAUGUUCCCCAUGUAACUCGUACUGACUAUCAGCUUAUUGAUAUAUCGGAGGAUGGAUUUGUGAGUCUAUUGACUGAAAAUGGUAGCACAAAGGAUGACCUAAGACUCCCAACUGAUGAAACUCUGCUUGCACAGAUCAAAGAUGGUUUUGCAGAGGGGAAAGACCUGGUGGUCACCGUCAUGUCUGCAAUGGGCGAAGAGCAGAUUUGUGCACUCAAGGAUAUCGGGCCCAAGUAAUUAAUCUGCAUCUCUAUCUAUUCUCCUCUGGCCUUACAGGACCUAACUGGGUCAGCUUAUCAGACUUAUCUCUGGACGAUAACGUGUUAUUUGGGGUGACUCCGUGAUUGUAUGGUUAAAGCAUAAGAACCUUUUCAUAUCAUGUUCCACUAUAUUUUAAAAUCGCUUUGCUGUUUUUUAAUAGUUGUAAACGCUUUAACAUGUUAUAAUUUCACAUUGUUA
This is a messenger RNA of Zingiber officinale, 880 nucleotides long. Its product is annotated as eukaryotic translation initiation factor 5A-2-like. NCBI's taxonomy places the organism in Eukaryota, Viridiplantae, Streptophyta, Magnoliopsida, Zingiberales, Zingiberaceae. The coding region runs from base 179 to 658 and encodes 159 amino acids. Gene Ontology annotation, molecular function: RNA binding; ribosome binding; translation elongation factor activity. Gene Ontology annotation, biological process: positive regulation of translational termination; positive regulation of translational elongation. The record is from RefSeq and is a predicted model, not a curated record. The transcript is spliced from 6 exons.